GUGUUCCCAACCGAGUACGAGUUUGUCUCACGCUUUCCGUCGUUUCUUGCUUGUUCUAUUGCCGUGUGGAUGCCCCGGGGCAGGCUCGCUGUGGUGGCUGUGCUGACAGCGCCUCAGGGCUGAGAGCUGGGAUUCGGUGGGGCCUUUGUGUGGUGCAUCCUGCCCACGUUAUGGGGCACGGCCCCGCGCUGUGAAUCGGCCCCGCAGGCUGCUGGCAGUUGUGAGCUCCUGCACUGAUGGCAUGGGCUAUGGAUGGGGGAGGAUUGAGUCUGAGGCAACCCAUCAGCACCUGGUGGCUGUACUUUGCUCGUAAUUGGGCCAUGAUGUUAGACUUCUCCAAUAUUAAGAUGUAUGCUUAUAAGGGGUUGCUAGAUUGAUGGCUAGUCUAGUCAUACGUUGUAUUUCCAAUGUUUUAAACAGAAGAAACCUGCUAGCUUAUUAAUGAAAUUAUGUCAUGGGGUCGUUUGCAGGUGUCAGUUCAGAAUUACAGGGUCUGGGGCUCCCACAGGGAUUCGGAAACAUGCAGACUGCAGUUGCAAGGACUCUGCCCCACAUGGUGUGUUAACACCGAAUAUAGAGAACGGUGAUUUUCCCUACCAAGUACCCAGCUUCCCUAAGUGUGAGAUCUGUUUGCUGUCUUUCCCAAAAGAGACCCAGUUCCAGCGCCAUAUGAGGGAUCAUGAGCAAAAUGACAAGCCUCACCGAUGUGACCAGUGUUCAAUGUCAUUUAAUGUUGAAUUCAACUUGACACUUCAUAAAUGUACUCACAAUGGCGAAGAUCCUACGUGUCCUGUGUGCAACAAGAAAUUCUCCAGAGUGGCCAGCCUGAAAGCUCAUAUAAUGCUGCAUGAAAAAGAAGAGAAUCUUAUCUGUUCAGAGUGUGGAGAUGAAUUUACGUUGCAGAGUCAGCUGUCCAUACACAUGGAAGAGCAUCGUCAAGAACUGGCAGGCAAUAGGGUCCACAGCUGCAAAUCUUGCAAAAGGGAAUUUGAAACUUCCUCACAGCUGAAGGAGCAUAUGAAGACUCACUAUAAAAUAAGGGUAUCAAAUACCAGGUCUUAUAACAGAAAUAUUGACAGAAGUGGGUUCACCUAUUCAUGUCCUCACUGUGGAAAGACGUUCCAGAAACCAAGUCAGUUAACUCGACAUGUUAGAAUUCAUACAGGUGAAAGACCGUUUAAAUGUAGUGAAUGUGGAAAAGCCUUUAACCAGAAGGGGGCGUUGCAGACCCAUAUGAUCAAGCACACUGGUGAAAAACCCCAUGCUUGUGCCUUUUGUCCUGCUGCCUUUUCUCAGAAAGGCAAUCUUCAAUCACACAUACAGAGAGUUCAUUCAGAGGUGAAGAAUGGCCCUACCUACAACUGUACAGAAUGUAGCUGUGUCUUCAAAAGCUUGGGUAGUUUAAACACGCAUAUCAGCAAGAUGCACAUGGGUGGUCCACAGAAUUCUGCAAGCUCUUCAACAGAUGUAUCUCAUGUUACAGCGGACUCUGUCACCCAGCCUUUAACAACAUCUCCUGCUAAUCUUUUGCAACCUGUUGAUAAUAAGUGGAAGAACGCCACACAUUUCCGGUCUCCACUUCUUCAGCAGACAGAAAACCAGGUGUCUUCAGCUACUGCUAAUCAGGGACAACAGGCUGUAACUGAUGUCAUCCAGCAACUCCUUGAGUUAUCAGAACCAGGUGCUGUAGAAAAUAGCCAGCCUCAACAACCUGGUCAGCAGCUCAACAUUGCUGUGGGACUCAACAGAGAUAUUUUGCAGCAAGCUUUAGAGAAUAGUGGAUUGUCUUCAAUUCCUGUCUCCGCACAUUCUACUGACUGCAGCCAAGCUAAGACUCCUGGGACCCAGGAUCAGAACACAGAUGUCCAGACUCUCUCAAAUCAUCAGGCUGACUCUAAUAAUGCAGAACAAGAUAAGGAACAAGAGAGCACAGAUAAACUGGAUAAAAAAGAAAAAAAGGUUAUUAAGAAAAAAUCGCCAUUUUUACCUGGUUCUAUACGUGAAGAAAAUGGAAUAAGGUGGCAUGUUUGUCCAUACUGCUCUAAAGAAUUUAAAAAACCGAGUGAUUUAGUGCGUCACAUUCGCAUUCAUACCCAUGAGAAGCCAUUCAAGUGUCCCCAGUGUUUUCGUGCAUUUGCCGUUAAGAGUACUCUCACAGCACACAUAAAAACACAUACUGGCAUUAAAGCUUUCAAGUGCCAAUUUUGUAUGAAAUGCUUUUCCACCUCAGGGAGUUUAAAAGUUCAUAUACGUCUACAUACAGGUGUUAGGCCUUUUGCUUGUCCUCACUGUGACAAGAAGUUUAGAACGUCUGGCCACAGGAAAACUCAUAUUGCUUCACAUUUUAAACAUAGUGAACUAAGAAAGAUGCGACAUCAACGUAAACCUGCAAAAGUUCGAGUAGGAAAGACGAGUGUUCCUGUACCAGAUAUCCCUUUGCAGGAGCCCAUACUCAUCACUGAUUUAGGUCUUAUCCAACCAAUUCCAAGGAAUAGCCAGUUCUUCCAAAAUUAUUUUAACAGUAAUUUUGUGAAUGAUGCAGACAGACCGUACAAAUGUUUUUAUUGCCAUCGAGCCUAUAAAAAAUCUUGUCAUCUUAAACAACAUAUCAGGUCGCAUACUGGUGAAAAGCCCUUUAAGUGCUCUCAGUGUGGAAGAGGUUUUGUGUCAGCAGGAGUUCUGAAAGCACAUAUUAGAACACAUACUGGACUGAAAGCUUUUAAGUGUCUUAUAUGCAACGGGGCCUUCACUACUGGUGGUAGCCUCAGGCGGCACAUGGGGAUCCAUAAUGACCUUCGGCCGUAUAUGUGUCCGUAUUGUCAAAAAACAUUCAAAACCUCAUUAAACUGUAAAAAACAUAUGAAGACUCAUAGGUAUGAACUUGCACAGCAACUUCAGCAACAUCAGCAGUCUACUUCAAUAGAUGAUUCUACAGUAGAUCAACAGAGCAUUCAUGUUUCUGCACAGAUGCAAGUAGAGAUUGAAAGUGAUGAGCUGCAGCAGUCAGAAGCUGUUGCAACAGAUCAGCAAGCAAUUUUAGAGUUAGACCAGCAGCCAGUAGGAGGCACAGAAGAAACAGCGCUUGAACAACAAUUGGCUGAUCAACCUUUAGAGCAAGAUGAGGAUAGAUUUGUGACAUCGCAGCAUGCUUUACAGGAAAACAUGACUCAAUUUGAGCAACAAUCUAUAACACAGCAGUCAUUUGAUCAACAGAGCUUAUCACAAGGGUUUGCAGUUAAUGAGAGCUACAAUCAACAGACUCAGUUUCCAGCUGUUCAGCAGCUGCAGGAUUCAAGCACACUUGAAUCUCAGGCUCUUUCAACAAGUUACCAUCCACCAUCCCUUCUUCAAGUUCCUAAUACAGACGCUAUUAAUGUAACUACUCGCUUGAUACAAGAUCAGUCAUCACAAGAAGAGCUUGAAUUGCAUACCCAAAGGCCUCAUUUUCUUGAGGACAGUGAAGAUCAAAGCAGGCGUUCAUAUAGAUGUGAAUAUUGCAACAAGGGUUUUAAGAAAUCCAGCCAUUUGAAACAACAUGUACGAUCGCAUACUGGUGAGAAGCCUUAUAAAUGCCAACUAUGUGGCCGUGGCUUUGUUUCCUCAGGAGUUCUUAAGUCACAUGAAAAGACUCAUACAGGAGUUAAAGCAUUCAGCUGUAGCAUUUGCAAUACAUCCUUCACAACUAAUGGCAGCCUUACAAGGCACAUGGCAACUCACAUGAGCAUGAAGCCUUACAAGUGCCCAUUCUGUGAUGAAAGCUUUCGAACAACUGUUCACUGCAAAAAGCAUAUGAAAAAACAUCAAGCAGUCUCCUCAGCUGUAGCAUCAGCUACAGAAACAGGAGGGGGAGUUACAUGUGUUGAAGAUGAUGAUGAAAAUUCUGAAAGAGCUUCCAGAAAAUCUCGUCCUGGUGUCAUAACUUUUACAGAAGAAGAAACAGCAGAACUGGCAAAAAUUAGGCCUCGAGAAAGUGCUACUGUCUCAGAAAAAGUUCUUGUUCAAUCUGCUGCAGAGAAAGACAGAAUUAGUGAGAUCAAAGAUAAGCAGGCAGAAUUGGAAGCAGAGCCUAAAUAUGCCAACUGUUGUAGUUACUGCCCCAAAAGCUUUAAAAAGCCCAGUGAUUUAGUCAGGCAUGUUCGUAUCCAUACUGGAGAGAAGCCGUAUAAGUGUGAAGAAUGUGGGAAGAGUUUCACUGUAAAAUCCACUCUAGAUUGUCAUGUUAAAACACAUACAGGUCAGAAGCUCUUCAGUUGUCACGUGUGCAGUAAUUCUUUUUCUACAAAAGGAAGUCUAAAAGUCCACAUGCGUCUGCAUACAGGAGCAAAGCCAUUUAAAUGUCCACACUGUGAUUUACGGUUUCGUACUUCUGGGCGCAGAAAAACCCACAUCCAGUGUCAUUAUAAACCAGAAACAAAGAAGGUUAGGAAGCCUGUUGCCCGCACUUCAGCUGAGGGACUGCAGCCAGUCAGUCUUCUUAAUUCAUCUUCAACAGAUCCUAAUGUUUUCAUCAUGAAUAACUCUGUUUUGACAAGUCAGUUUGAUCAAAAUUUACUUCAACAAGGACUUGUGGGCCAGGCUAUCCUGCCUGCUUCCGUGUCAGCUGGAGGUGACUUAACUGUGUCCUUGACAGAUGGUAGCUUGGCCACUCUUGAAGGAAUACAGUUACAACUUGCUGCUAAUCUGGUUGGACAAAAUGUUCAAAUCUCUGGAAUCGAUGCUGCUAGUAUCAACAACAUAACAUUACAGAUUGAUCCAAGCAUUCUACAGCAAACCUUACAGCAGAGUAAUAUACUUGCUCAGCAACUAACUGGAGAUCCCAGUAUGGCUCCACAGAAUCCCUCCCUCCAGACAACGGAAAAUGCAGUGCCAGCUAACGUGGUUAUUCAGCCUAUAUCAGGCCUGUCUUUGCAGCCUACAGUAACAUCUUCAGCUAACAUGACAAUUGGAUCCCUAUCUGAGCAAGAGUCUGUGCUGACGACCAGUGCUAGUGGUACACAGGACAUCUCUCAGGUCAUGACUUCACAGGGUAUGGUGUCAUCUUCAAAUGGACAACAUGAGAUAACAUUGACCAUAAAUAAUUCCAGUUUGAGUCAAGUUCUAGCUCAUGCUACAGGUUCUACUACUGCAAGCUCAUCAGGAAGUCCUCAAGAAAUCACUCUUACAAUAUCUGGUCAAGAUCUUAUUCAGCAUAAUUCUGGAAGCAGUGAUCUGAAUAGUAGCUUAAGGUUGACAGCACCAACCAUCAACAGUCAGAGUACAGGUGCAACAUUAACUAUAAGUAACGACCACCUUCUUUCUCAGGGCACUUCACUAAAUGCUCCAGAGCUUAAUACAACAACUGGAACAAACCUUCCUUCAACAACACCCAUAUCUCAAUCUACAGUUUCUGCCCAGAAUUUGGUCAUGUCUUCAUCAGGAGUUGGAGGAGAUGGUAGUGUCACUUUGACCCUUGCUGAUACUCAGGGAAUGUUGUCAGGUGGUCUUGAUGCAGUUACACUUAAUAUCACAUCACAGGGUCAGCAGUUCCCUGCUAUACUCGCAGAUUCCAGUCUCGCUAGCCAAAGUGGGUCAGGCUCACAGCAAGUCAUACUGGUGAGCCAUACACCCCAUUCAGCAGCUACAAACUCCGAUGAAAUAACGUAUCAGGUGACAGAGGUUUCUCCUAAUGUAACUAAAAGCAAUCAAGCAGAAAAAGAAGGUCGUGUGCACCAGUGUUUUGAGUGUAGUCAGACCUUUUCUUCGGCCACCAUGUUGAUGCAUCACAGUAAAGAGGUUCACGGCAAGGAAAGAAUACAUGUUUGUCAUGUCUGCAAUAAAGCCUUUAAGCGGGCAACACAUCUCAAGGAACACAUGCAAACCCAUCAGGCUGGACCUUCACUGAGUUCCCAGAAACCUCGGGUGUUUAAGUGUGAUACCUGUGAAAAAGCUUUUGCAAAACCAAGUCAGCUGGAGAGACAUUGUCGCAUUCACACAGGGGAACGGCCAUUUCAGUGUACGCUAUGUGAAAAGGCUUUUAACCAGAAGAGUGCUCUUCAAGUUCACAUGAAAAAGCACACAGGAGAAAGGCCUUACAAAUGUGAUUACUGUGCAAUGGGAUUUACACAGAAAAGCAAUAUGAAACUUCAUAUGAAACGGGCUCAUGGUUACACUGGUCCUGUGCAAGAACCUGCUAGUAAUCAAGAACAAGAAGGGGAAGAUAUUAGUCGUGCUCUGAAUUUAGAGGAAGUGGUACAAGAAUCGUCAAAUGAAUGGCAAAAUAUAGGCAGUGUUUUUCGAUGACACCUUGAUGUCUGAAAGCUGACUUUUUUUUUUUUUUUUUUUUUUUUGGAACUUGGGUUUCUCUAAAGAAGUUUUCAGAAAAGGAAAAAGUUGGAUUUUACAGUUGAAACUUCAAGCAUUGGAAAUAUUAACAAUAAGAUAAUAUAUUAUAGGAUUUUUUUUAAUUAUUUGCAAAAAUUACCUAAAAGAAUCAAUGUCCUUUUUUUAAGCUUGUAGAAAAAUAUUGUGAAAUCAUCACUUAAUCUGUGCUAAGUUGUCUGUGAAUGAAUGAACUCAGGUAAUACUGUAUACAGUUUCAUCUUUUAAUUCACAGCCAGUAUAUCUAUUUGAAAAAUGAACUGGAACUUCAUACUAGAGUAGAAUUUUUAAAGGAGGGGAAUAAUUACUUCAUGGGAAAACCAUGAAGCUGUUAGCUUUCUUUUUUUUUUCUUUU
Messenger RNA from Lagopus muta (rock ptarmigan), 6712 nucleotides. RefSeq names its product zinc finger protein 236 (gene ZNF236). The transcript is spliced from 33 exons. The record is from RefSeq and is a predicted model, not a curated record. Gene Ontology annotation, biological process: regulation of transcription by RNA polymerase II. Bases 442 to 6279 code for a protein of 1945 amino acids. Lineage: Eukaryota; Metazoa; Chordata; Aves; Galliformes; Phasianidae. Gene Ontology annotation, cellular component: nucleus. Gene Ontology annotation, molecular function: DNA-binding transcription factor activity, RNA polymerase II-specific; RNA polymerase II cis-regulatory region sequence-specific DNA binding.